AUGUCCUCUGAACUGAACCGUGAUAUACCGUUACCGGAAAAUGUGGAACUGCUAUCCUCACAAGAGGUUUUUGAACUAGUCACUCAGCACAAACGACAAUUAGAGUCAUAUGUUGCUGCAUUUAACCCUCAAGAGGAAUUGAAAGCCGAUGUGUUAAAUUUGAAAGUACAACUGCAAGAAUUGGAAGGAAAGUUCAAAGGUUUAGAAGAAGAGCGGGCUAAAGUACAAGAACAGCUUGAAGAAUGUCGCAUAUUGGAAUCUCAGUACGUGAAAAGAUGGCAAGACCAGCAUCAGAAGAUAGACAAAAAGUAUAAUGAGGAUCUUUUGAAAGCAGUAUUGGAAAUCCAAAUGACAGAAGUGGAAGAUGACAGCUUCAAACUAGAGGAAAAGUUAAAAGAAGAUGACGAUUUGGAUGUGUUCUUAGACCAAUAUAUCGAGAUGCGAACAAACUAUCACAUAAAGAGAGAAAAACUAGCUACUUGGAACGCUCAGGGUACAUUACGAGUAAGAUGA
Messenger RNA from Torulaspora delbrueckii, 513 nucleotides. It is a transcript of the gene SRN2, whose product is annotated as ESCRT-I subunit protein SRN2. Lineage: Eukaryota; Fungi; Ascomycota; Saccharomycetes; Saccharomycetales; Saccharomycetaceae. The record is from RefSeq and is a predicted model, not a curated record. The transcript has a single exon. The coding region runs from base 1 to 513 and encodes 170 amino acids.